AUGACGAGAAGGAAGGAGAAACAUGCUUUCAUCGUCAAUAACUCCUCGAGAAAAACAACCUACAAAAAAAGGAAGAGGGGCUUGCUCAAAAAAGCGCAUGAGAUAUUCACUUUAUGUGAGAUUUAUGCCGGGGCUAUCAUUUACAGUCCCUACGAUCCUACCCCUGAGGUGUGGCCCUCCGUUGAGGAUUGGACAGUUAACAAUUCCAGCCGGGAUCAUAAUAAACCUGCUCUAGCCAGUGAUCUUAACGAUCUAAGUUAUCUUGUUGACCAGUAUCUUAACAGUCUUAAUCGCAGGAUUCAGAUUUUAGAAGAAGGCUCGGAUGUGGAGAUCGGUGAAUCUUUAUAG
This is a messenger RNA of Raphanus sativus (radish), 348 nucleotides long. Its product is annotated as agamous-like MADS-box protein AGL80. The record is from RefSeq and is a predicted model, not a curated record. Gene Ontology annotation, biological process: regulation of transcription by RNA polymerase II. NCBI's taxonomy places the organism in Eukaryota, Viridiplantae, Streptophyta, Magnoliopsida, Brassicales, Brassicaceae. Bases 1 to 348 code for a protein of 115 amino acids. The transcript is spliced from 2 exons. Gene Ontology annotation, molecular function: RNA polymerase II cis-regulatory region sequence-specific DNA binding; DNA-binding transcription factor activity, RNA polymerase II-specific; protein dimerization activity.